Anolis carolinensis (green anole) is the source of this 5309-nucleotide messenger RNA. RefSeq names its product KIAA0319 like. Bases 338 to 3685 code for a protein of 1115 amino acids. Gene Ontology annotation, biological process: homophilic cell-cell adhesion; neuron migration. NCBI's taxonomy places the organism in Eukaryota, Metazoa, Chordata, Lepidosauria, Squamata, Anolidae. The record is from RefSeq and is a predicted model, not a curated record. Gene Ontology annotation, cellular component: Golgi apparatus; cytoplasmic vesicle; membrane. Gene Ontology annotation, molecular function: calcium ion binding. The transcript has 21 exons.
AACCCCGAUUGGCUGGGCGAGAGCAGGCCGAGGCGUGCUUCCGAGUGGAGGCCGCGCUGGGGACAGCGGUGAAGGCAGCCAGCGGCGCCUAAACUGAGGGAAGGCCGCUGCUGUUUGGUGGGUUAGGGCUAAAGUAGUUGAAGAGGCCUCGGGCCUAGUCUGUUGCUAUGGCGACGGAGAGGCCUGCCGCUGUGGUCCAGCAGCGGUGUUGACAGGGCGCCUUCCAGCCCUCGAACCCGAGGCGGAGGCCCUCUUCUCCGCCUCCUUUGCCUCAGGAACCGGCGGGCUCCCUUCUUCCGCCAUGCGCCCCUGAGUUCUGGGCCUGUCCACAAAGGUCAUGGAGAAGAGAUUAGAAGACAACUUUGGCACCAGCUCUCUGAACACACUGGGAGACGUCCUAGCAAAAGCUCUCAGGUGUUUGGGCCAUCUUCAUUUGCUCUACAUGUGUGCCUGCCUCAAUGCCCUCUCAUCCUAUACAGAUGCAAGCUGGAGCAGAAGUGUUUGCCAACCCACGCGACUUUUGCACGGGGCCCAUUUGCGAUCAUUCAGUGGUGUUCACCUGCAGCUGCUCGAAGGCUUUCACUCAGUCCAGUCUUGUGAAGCCGCUUGCUGUCAGAGCCCUGCUUGCGAUGCCUUUUGGCUCUUGGCAAAGAUGUGUAUCCAGGUGAACUGUACCAAGCCUCAACUCUGUGAAGCUACCUGGACUGACGCUUCCGACUCCAUCUUGGUCUUUGUAACAAAGUCUGAGCACACAAUAGACCCCCAGCUUGUGCAGGAGGGGAGAACUCAUCUUCCAAAGUUGUUGGACUGGAUGGGGAGGCCUCAGAGUAAAGCAAGACUACGAAGGUCCUUUAAAGAGUUACCAGUUCAAAGAGUGCCCUUUGCAAGUGGCGGGAGAAACUCUUUAAAGAGGGACAUAGGCUCCAACGGUGGGAGUCUGGCAAGCCACCCAGUUCUGCUUCACUCCUCGGAUCCUAAUUCUCCCCCUGGAAAUCUUGAAGAGCCUUUACCUUCAGUGCAGGAAGCAAAUAAUCCCAUUGACCACAUUAGUCCAGAAGAGAACCCACUGGCAAACAGGGAAGACCCAAGAAGGCCAAAACCUCAAAGUCCACUUUCUCCAGUCAACAAUAAUGUGAACCGAUCAAGUGACCUCACUGGGAGUGGCUCUGUGGGGGCCCCUGAAGAAGAGCCCACGCCAGGACCCUCUCCAGCAGCUCCAUCAGCCAUCCCAGUCGGGAACCCUGAACAUGUAAAGCCCUACAGCAACACUUCCGUCCAGCCGUCUGUGUUGGAGGCCCUUCCAACUUCCAGUAAUUCUCAGGCAAAGGAGGAUGCUGGGAAGGCACAGCCCAUGACUUUUGUUCCAACUGGCCUCCCCAUGAACCAGAACGUGACAGCUGUCCCAGUCAACCCUCCUGUUUUGCCCAGCACUGCUGUACCAACGCCAGUGAUUAAGAAACUGGCAGUUUCUGCUGGAGACAGUGUCCAGGUAACUCUGCCAAAGAAUGAAGUGGAGCUGAAUGCAUAUGUCUUGCCUCCACCUCCUAAAGGAACCAGCUAUUCCUAUGACUGGAGGCUGAUCACGCACCCCACGGACUAUAGCGGGGAGAUGGAGGGCCAGCACUCCCAGAUCCUCAAGUUAUCCAAGCUCACCGUUGGCUUGUACGAAUUCAACGUGAUCGUCGAUGGUGACAAUGCACAUGGAGAAGGAAUGGUCAACGUGACAGUUAAGCCAGAACCUCGAGUAAACCAGCCCCCCGUGGCCAUUGUGUCCCCCCAGUUCCUGGAGAUUUCGCUUCCAACCACCUCUACAGUCAUUGAUGGCAGCCAAAGUACCGAUGAUGACAAAAUCGUCAGCUACCAUUGGGAAGAACUGAAGGGCCCGCUUCGGGAGGAGAAGGUCUCUGCGGACACUCCUAUUCUGAAACUGACUAACCUGGUGCCAGGAAAUUACACUUUCAGCCUCACGGUGGUGGACUCUGAUGGGGCCAGCAACUCAACCACUGCUAGCCUCACCGUGAACAAAGAGGUGGAUUAUCCCCCCGUGGCCAAUGCGGGCCCCAACCAAGUGAUCACCCUGCCCCAAAACUCCACCACCCUCUAUGGGAACCAGAGCACCGACGACCACGGCAUUGUCAGCUACGAGUGGUCCCUCAGCCCCAACAGCAAAGGGAAGGUGGUCGAGAUGCAGGGCGUGAGGACUUCAACCCUACAGCUCUCCGCAAUGCGUGAAGGUGACUACACUUACCAGCUGACUGUGACAGAUUCCGCUGGCCAUCAGUCCACUGCCGAGGUCACGGUGAUCGUGCAACCGGAAAACAAUAAGCCUCCCAAGGCAGAUGCUGGCCCAGACAAGGAAUUGACCCUCCCUGUAGACAGCACCACAUUAGAUGGCAGCAAGAGCUCAGAUGACCAGAAGAUUGUCUCCUUCCUUUGGGAAAAAACACGUGGCCCAGAUGGUGUGAAACUGGAGAAUGCCAACAGCAAUGUUGCCACAGUCACGGGGCUGGAGGUCGGGACGUAUGAAUUCACGCUGACUGUCAAAGAUGAACGGAACUUGCAGAGCCAGAGCUCCGUAAACGUCAUUGUCAGGGAAGAGAUCAAUAAGCCGCCCGUGGCAAAGGUUGCUGGCAACGUUGUCCUUACGCUGCCUACUAACACCGCGGAGCUUGAUGGGUCCCGAUCUACAGACGAUAAGGGCAUUGUCACCUACCUAUGGACCCGGGACGAGAGCAGUCCUGCUGCCGGGGAGGUGUUAAACAAUUCGGACCAUCACCCCGUGCUUGUCCUCUCCAACCUGGUAGAGGGGCAGUACACGUUCCACCUCAAAGUGAUGGAUGCCAAAGGGGAGUUCGAUAUGGAGAGGGCCACGGUGGAAGUCAAGCCUGAUCCGAGGAAGAAUAACCUUGUGGAGAUGAUCCUGGACGUGAAUGUCAGCCAACUGACAGAGCGGCAGAAGGGCAUGUUCAUCCGUCAGAUAGGCGUCCUGUUGGGGGUCUUGGAUUCGGACAUCACCGUCCAGAAGAUUCAGCCUUACACUGAACAGAGCACAAAGAUGGUGUUCUAUGUGUGGAACCAGCCCUCUCACCUGCUUUUCAAAGGGCAUGAUGUUGCAUGGACCCUCAAGAAUGAACUGCGGAAGCAGCAGUCCGGCUUCCUCAUCUUCCGCGCACUGGAGAUCAAUACUGUCACCUGCCAGCUGAACUGUUCAGAGCAUGGACACUGCAACUCCUUCACUAAGCGCUGCGUCUGUGACCCAUUCUGGAUGGAGAACUUCAUCAAAGUGCAGAUCGGUGAUGGCGAAAGUAACUGUGAAUGGAGUGUGCUGUACGUUGUCAUUGCAUCCUUUGUCAUCGUGGUCUCCGUCGGGAUCUUCUCCUGGGUGGUGGUCUGUUGCUUCAAGAGGCGUAAAGGGAAACCCAAGAGGAAGAGUAAAUACAAGAUCUUGGAUGCCACGGAUCAAGAGAGCCUGGCGUUGAAACCAACCCCCAAAGCAGGCAGUAAACAGAAAUGCCAGGCCCAGAAUACCAGUCUGAUGCAUUCGGAGUCGGAACUGGACAGCGACGAGGCCAUCUUCACGUGGCCGGACCGAGAGAAGGGGAAGCUGCUCCAGCACCAGAACGGCUUCUUGCACAACGGCCAGGCAGCCGCCAAGCCAAAGAACCAGCGGGAGGAGAUCCUAUAGCCCAUGUUAGGGGAGUCAGGGAGGGAGGGAAGGAAGGAAAGAAGGGGCUGCUGCUCGCAGAGGUCUGUCCAAAGGCCCAAGAGGCCGUUCACUCCUCAGAGGGCCCUGAGGAGUCUCCAGAGGCCUGCUGGGUCCUCUGAAGGAGAGCGCUGCUAACUCAUUACGUGGGGACUACCUUUUGUUUACUGCUGAUCUUUAAUAUUUUCCUUUCUCCAAGUCUUAACUGCCUGUACUUGAAAUUGGACUUCAAGGGAAAUUUCUGGUGAAAUCAGAAAAAAAAUAGAAGCUGUGAAACAAAAACAAAAGACUGUGAAGAAGAUGGUUCUGAAAUGCUGUGGGACUUGAAACCACUCGUGAGAAUACGCACUCGCUUUGCCCAGACUGCAAUAUGCGUCCCGCCGUCCCACCCAAAAUGCGUUUGCUGUGGGGCUGGCAAGCGGCCUUGAUUCCAAGGACCUCAUCCUGGCUCUUAUCUGGCCUGGAAGACAAGAAGCCGCAAACUGGACUUUUUACAGCACUCGCUUCAACAGCAGGAAGAUGAUGCUGGGUGCCACUCUUUUUUCUUUCUUUCGAAAAUUAUGCCAGUCAUUAUCAUCUCCAGGGCAAAGGGGCAAAAUUGCCUUUUUGGCCACCUUCAUGUUUGUAAGGGGUUUCCAUUCCUUUUAUUUUAAAUUAUUGCGAGUUUCACCACUGUUUGGAAAUGGGGGACGUCUCCUCCUUGUCCGGCUCCCUCCGUCCUGCGGCUUAACCCUUACCAGUCGGUAACACUGGAAGACCGUAACUUCCUCUAACUUUUGACAUGCUGUUUGUCUCACAAAAACUUUUUGCACACGGUGAAAGCGAGGUCAAAGGCAGACAUGAGCCAUUUGAUUCCCGAAAGGGAUUGAUGCCUAUAUCCUUCCAGCUCCGUCAGCCUGCACUUCUUUGUGGUGUGCUUUUGGGUGUCUGGAGUCACAGAAAUCCCUUAAACGUUGAUUUUGCCCAAAUCGGAGGCCUCCGCUUUGCAAAGGUGGAGAGUUUCCUCGCUACACAAACACCAGCUCUCUUCCUUGUCUUAACUGGAGGUUCACUGUUGUGUGAUCAUGGUAUAUGUGAUUUUCUUCUUCCUCUUGUCACCUCCUGUCUUCCCUGUGCCAUUACCUGCUCCUCACACUUGAAAAAUAACAUCUUUUACUCUCUAAAGGUAGGCAUAGCUAUGACCAGCAUUCCUUUAGCUCCUCUUCCCCUUUUUCAAUGGCGUCUGUGUCCAGUGGGCAGCCCUUCCAGCGGCUCCUGCUUUGACUCGUGAGCCCUUUAAAUUUCCAAAACAGGGAUGUCUCAAACACUCAUCCGGUCAGAGAUGGUUCCAGGUAUGUCCGCCAAAAUCCGGCAGACCCAGAGCCAAAAGUUUACAAUACUAAUUUGAGUCCUUUCAUCAUAAUAAUUUCUGGGGGCUGGGAAGAUGAGGGUGAUACAUAGGCAUAGAAGGGAUGGGAGGGCAGAAGCUGAACAUCCUUCCUUGAGGUGAGAAACAGGUUUUUCCCAAGCUCUGUUUACAUUGCUGCACUACUGAUUUGUCGAAGGCGAUGAAGAUUAAACACUACUCAGUUCGUGGGGGUAUCUCUCCCCCAUUGAUUGUAAAUAA